This is a messenger RNA of Penicillium canescens, 246 nucleotides long. RefSeq lists its product as uncharacterized. The transcript has a single exon. The record is from RefSeq and is a predicted model, not a curated record. NCBI's taxonomy places the organism in Eukaryota, Fungi, Ascomycota, Eurotiomycetes, Eurotiales, Aspergillaceae. The coding region runs from base 1 to 246 and encodes 81 amino acids.
AUGCCCAGCCCUGCAAUGAAAUGUGUGAAGGAAGGCUGCAACGCCUGGGCCUUGGCUUCCCAGAGAUUCUGCAAGGAUCAUCUCCGUAUGUAUUUCUUUUUGCCAUCUUCCACUACUUCGUCCACUGUCAUGAUCCUCACACUGACCCAUGGAGCGAAACCAGCGAAACCAGCCAAUGCAACCAACGCAAAUGCUAUCGGUGGUGCUUGGUCGACGGCGCCCGUCGAUUUCAAUCAACGGGCAUGA